AUGGUGGCGGCGGCGCUGGACGCAAUGGCGGGGACGCGGUGGGGGCGGUGGCUGGGGCUGGUGACGGCGGUGUGGGUGCAGUGCAUCUCCGGCAACAACUACACCUUCUCCAACUACUCGCACGCGCUCAAGACGCUCAUGGGCCUGACGCAGCUGCAGCUCAACGGCCUCUCCGUCGCCAAGGACGUGGGCAAGGCGUUCGGCCUCCUCGCGGGGCUCGCCUCCGACCGCGUCCCGACCUGGCUCCUCCUUGCCAUCGGCUCCCUCGAGGGCCUCCUGGGAUACGGCGCGCAGUGGAUGGUCGUGUCCGGGACCGUCGCGCCGCUCCCCUACUGGCAGAUGUGCGUCUUCCUCUGCCUCGGCGGGAACAGCACCACGUGGAUGAAUACCGCCGUGCUCGUCACCUGCAUCCGCAACUUCCGCCGGAGCAGGGGCCCCGUCUCCGGCCUUCUCAAAGGGUACGUCGGCCUCAGCACCGCCAUCUUCACCGACACCUGCUCCGCGCUCUUCGCCGACGACCCGGCCUCGUUCCUCGUCAUGCUCGCCGUCAUGCCGGCCGCGGUCUGCGCGCUCGCCAUGGUGUUCCUCCGCGAGGGGGCCCGGCCGCGGGCGGCGCCGCCGCGGGGACGAGGACGAUGA
Messenger RNA from Miscanthus lutarioriparius, 639 nucleotides. The record is from the annotation of a GenBank genome assembly. NCBI's taxonomy places the organism in Eukaryota, Viridiplantae, Streptophyta, Magnoliopsida, Poales, Poaceae.